Messenger RNA from Annulohypoxylon truncatum, 1563 nucleotides. RefSeq lists its product as uncharacterized. The coding region runs from base 1 to 1392 and encodes 463 amino acids. Lineage: Eukaryota; Fungi; Ascomycota; Sordariomycetes; Xylariales; Hypoxylaceae. Gene Ontology annotation, molecular function: metal ion transmembrane transporter activity. Gene Ontology annotation, biological process: metal ion transport; transmembrane transport. The transcript is spliced from 3 exons. Gene Ontology annotation, cellular component: membrane. The record is from RefSeq and is a predicted model, not a curated record.
AUGACACCGACCAACAUUGAUCCGUCUUAUCGCGAGUUUGUGGGAGCCCAAGUGUGCCGGAACCCAUGUUUGAAUGGACUCGCGAGUUUUCUCUCUGGUCCUCACAAGCCAUUUGGCGAUAUAUCUCUUGCUCUUUAUGCCCCAUCAGAGAUUUAUAUGAGACGAAUACUAUGCAUGGAAGACAUCGACUCUUACUCAAUUGAGAAGCUAGGAACAUUACUGGACAUCAAUCCAUUGUUCUUCGCUACUUACAUAAGUACCUCUUUCGUGGGAAUCGAUAAAUCACCGUCUCCUCCUCUUAUAGCGCUGUUCCCCUCCGCCCUCGCCUCAGAUGAUUCGCUGCAUUUGCAUUACCAAAGAGUUAUCAAUCUCCCUUCAUUCCCAGGAUCUUCUCGCAAUCCAUACGAAUUCAAAAGUUCAGGCAAUAUACUUCGUUCUGUGAGGCGGCUUGCGUCACUCUUUGGCACGCAUCCCGGCUUGGUACGAAGUUGUUGCUCUAUUCUAUUAAAAAUAAUAGGUUUAAUCCUUGUGGAUUCUACAGAUGCAGAUCUGAUCAUACCUAGUGCUCCUGGGACGCAACAUGAACGACAUUAUGAACGGACCCCCCAAGUGCCUAUACAAGGUGGAUUCGAAGACUUCGCGGAAAUGCCGAAAUACUCGCAGUUUCGCCUUUCGGCCAAGAGCGACAGUAUACCACAGAAAAGUUCCAUUCUCCAGACCAUUCUCCACUAUUACCGUAACCCACCUCCAAACUUCGACUCAGCCAAUCCAUCCAUAAUGGCACUCAGCUAUUACCCCUUAAAGAUAGUCGGUGCUGAAUGGAUGACGUAUAUCCAACUCAUGAGCUGCUAUGUCAAGUUCUACGAGUAUUCCUUUCGAGGUCACGAACACCGCUCCGCGGAAGCCGACAUCAUUGACUUACAGCGGUGGCGGCGUCGCGGUAAGCAAAGCCUUCAUAAACUCUAUCUCGUGGAGCUAUUUAUGGAUAAGCACCUUUGCCCUCAACCUACCAAGCCGCAGCUCAAUGGCGAUAUGAAAACUAUUCCAUAUACAACUUUACGAGAGGACUUCCGUUACCUGUCAACGCAGAUUGAACAUUACAGCCGGGCGUUAGAGUUUAUCCUCCCAGUUGCAACUACGACCAUGCAAUUGGCAGAAGCCCGGCGCUCUAUUAUUGAGGCUGCCAACGUGCGGUAUCUAACCUAUAUCGCCUUGGUCUUCGUACCGCUCACGUUUGCCUCAAGCCUUUUUAGCAUGCAAGAGGGCUUCAUACCCGGGCAAGGAAACUUCUGGAUUUAUGCGACUGUGGCAGUGCCGCUGAUGAUUGUGGUACUAGCUCUUUCUUUAGUAACUUCGGUUGUUCGUGGACGUUGGAAACAGGUUCUCGAAUAAGGAGUGCUUGAUAUUAGUUUUUCCUCUUAGUUUCCUAUCACCCGGCGGAAUUGCUCUUCUCGGUGGCAGGCAAUUUUAUAUCUAUUCCACGGAGUAUAAUGAUUCUCGUCCUCUACUCUGUUAUCCAGUUGCAUCUAAUGGACCCAACGAAAAUAGAUAUUUGCUCUGACC